Messenger RNA from Arabidopsis lyrata subsp. lyrata, 2599 nucleotides. Its product is annotated as putative pentacyclic triterpene synthase 7. Gene Ontology annotation, cellular component: lipid droplet. Lineage: Eukaryota; Viridiplantae; Streptophyta; Magnoliopsida; Brassicales; Brassicaceae. Gene Ontology annotation, molecular function: beta-amyrin synthase activity. The record is from RefSeq and is a predicted model, not a curated record. Gene Ontology annotation, biological process: triterpenoid biosynthetic process.
UUGAAUUGUUUUUUUUGUUUGGUCUUACUUUCCCACACCCAACCACUAGCUGACAUCUUAGGGAGUCCUAGCUUUUCUUAUAAAUCCUAAUUAAGACUUGAUUCUUACUCAUUUCUUGAUUUUUGAUUUUUAACUUAAGAUCCUAAGCUAAGACUUGCAUAAGACCCUCCAUUGGAGGUGGUCUUAGUCAAAGCCAUCCGGAUUUGAUACAAAAUGUGGAAGCUGAGGAUCGGAGCUAAGGCAGGAGAUGAUCCUCACUUGUGCACCACCAACAACUACCUCGGAAGGCAGAUAUGGGAGUUUGAUACCCAUGCAGGCUCUCCGGAAGAACUCUUUGAGGUUGAGCAGGCUCGACGGAAUUUCUCCAACAAUAGGUCACAAUACAAAGCUAGUGCCGAUCUGUUGUGGCGUAUGCAGUUUCUAAGGGAGAAAAAGUUCGAACAAAAUAUUCCGCGGGUGAAAAUAGAUGCCGAGAAAAUAACAUAUGAAGAAGCGAAUACGGCACUGAGAAGAGGUAUACACUAUAUGGCAGCGUUGCAGUCUGAUGAUGGACAUUGGCCUGCUGAAAACUCUGGUUGCAUGUUCUUUAACGCUCCCUUUGUCAUAUGUUUGUAUAUCACUGGCCAUCUAGAUACAAUCUUCUCUCAAGAGCAUCGCAAAGAGAUGUUGCGUUAUAUGUACAACCAUCAGAAUGACGAUGGUGGGUGGGGACUAGACGUCGAAAGCCAUAGUUCAAUGUUCUGCACGGUCAUCAACUAUAUCUGCCUACGAAUUAUGGAAGUGGAUCCUGAUUAUGAUGGUAAAAAAAAUGCUUGUGCAAGGGCUCGUAAAUGGAUCAUUGACCACGGUGGUGCAACCUAUACACCAUUGUUUGGAAAAGCUUGCCUUUCGGUUCUUGGAGUGUAUGAAUGGUCUGGUUGCAAACCUAUACCACCAGAGUUCUGGUUAUUUCCUUCUUAUUUCCCUAUUAAUGGAGGCACUGUUUGGAUUUAUUUGCGUGAUACUUUCAUGGCACUGUCCUAUUUGUAUGGUAAAAAAUUUGUAGCUACUCCAACACCCCUCAUUCUACAGCUCCGAGAAGAGCUUUAUCCUCAGGCUUAUGCUGAAAUUGUUUGGAGUCAAGCUCGGAAUCGAUGCGCAAUGGAAGAUCUAUACCAUCCACAAACAUUUGUACAAGACUUGUUUUGGAAAAGUGUUCAUAUGUUCUCUGAGAAUAUCUUAAAUCGAUGGCCUUUCAAGAAGCUCAUAAGAGAGAGAGCUAUGCGAAGGGCAAUGGAACUUAUCCAUUACUAUGACGAAGCCUCCCAAUACAUUACCGGUGGAGGUGUGCCAAAGGUGUUUCAUAUGCUUGCUUGUUGGGCUGAGGAUCCCGAGAGUGAAUAUUUUAAAAAACAUCUUGCUUGUGUCUCUGGUUACAUAUGGAUUUCGGAGGACGGCCUAAAAAUCCAGAGUUUUGGCAGCCAAAUAUGGGAUACAACCUUGUUGCUACAAGUCAUGUUAGCCGCUGAUAUUGAUGAUGAGAUAAGAUCAACGCUCAUAAAGGGAUACUCUUUCUUGAGGAAAUCUCAGCUUAUAGAGAAUCCUCCUGGUGACUAUAUCAAAAUGUUCAGAGACAUAUCAAAAGGAGGAUGGGGUUUUUCGGACAAAGAUCAAGGAUGGCCAGCUUCAGAUUGUACUUCCGAGAGUUUAGAGUGCUGCCUGAUCUUUGAGAGCAUGCCGUCUAAUUUCAUUGGUGAGAAAAUGGACGUGGAGAGGCUUUAUGAUGCAGUCAAUAUGAUUCUCUAUUUGCAGAGCAAAAAUGGAGGUAUAGCUGUAUGGGAGCCAGCGAGUGGGAAAAAAUGGCUAGAGUGGCUUAGCCCCAUAGAGUUUAUGGAAGAUACAAUACUCGAGCAUGAGUAUCUAGAAUGCACGGGGUCAGCGGUAGUAGUGUUGACUCGCUACAUGAAACAGUUUCCCGGGCAUAGAACAAAAGAAAUAGAAACAUUUAUAGCAAAGGCAGUAAAAUACAUAGAAAGUUUGCAAACGGCGGAUGGUUCGUGGUAUGGAAAUUGGGGAGUGUGCUUCAUCUAUGCGACAUUCUUUGCUGUCCGAGGUUUAGUGGCUGCGGGCAAGACUUACCAUAGCUCUGAGCCGAUCCGUAGAGCUGUUCAGUUCCUUCUUAAGAUACAAAAUGCUGAAGGCGGUUGGGGAGAGAGUUUUCUCUCUUGUCCCAACAAGAAAUAUAUUCCAUUGGAAGGGAACAAGACCAAUGUGGUAAAUACGGGACAAGCAAUGAUGGUUCUAAUAAUGGGUGGUCAGAUGGAGAGAGACCCUUUACCAGUUCAUCGUGCUGCGAAAGUUAUAAUUAAUUCGCAAAUGGAUAACGGUGAUUUUCCACAACAGGAACUAAGAGGAGUUUACAAGAUGAAUGUGCUGCUACAUUAUCCAACCUAUAGAAACAUCUUCAGUCUUUGGGCACUCACAUAUUACACAAAGGCUCUGCGCUUGCUCCUCUGAUGACGACUCCACUGCGAAACUCACACCACUGUUACAUUAUUUUCCUUCUCUUGUUCUUUUCUUCAUGUAAAAAGAUCAAUAAUAAAAAUACAGUUUGCGAUAA